AUGGCGCCAAUCCGCCGAUAUCUUCGUAUUACUAAAUAUUCAGUCCUCGAAUGCCGUAUUUAUCUUGACAAUCCCGCACUCGCUCAUACUUGGCUCCUCAACCCAAGGAAUCCUAUAUUGCCAAGAGUCAUAGAGAGUGUGCGGCCGCUUGUACUACCUAAGUUACGUGAGGAACGAGAACGUAGUCGAAAACGAAGUACCAGGAAGAAAGGUAUCAAGGAUGUGGUAGUAGAAGAUGACUUUGAGGUCUCGAUAUUUCUCACUGAAACGAGCACUCGCCAUGCCCUCCUCACCAAAUAUAAGCAUUUCCACGAUACGACACAAACUAAACUUACAUCAAACUCGGGUCGUCUGAUAAAUGAGACGAAUGAAGCGCCCAUCGAUGUAGACACCACGGCAGACUUAGGACCAGUCCUUAGGCAUGAAGAAAGCGAAGAUGAGAACGUCGCAGCGACCCUGGCCGCGAUCCCUGCGGCAAAUGAGACCGCGGCGGGUAGCAACAACGGCAGGCGACCCAAGCGUGGACGCAGGAAUACAGAAGCAGAAACAGACGCAGAUCGCGACAUAGAUGAUCAGCAAAACAGAGACGUAGAGAUUUUGUCGGAUAGCCAGGACGACGGGGAUGAUGGUCUUUUCGUACAGGACGAUCCUCCGGAUGAUGAGGACGGCAUACGGUCGCCACCAGCGAAACGCCGCAGAGGAGCAGCGGCAAAAGCGGUGGGUGGCGAAGAAGCGGACAAUGAAGAUGACAAGAAGAAACUAGCUAUGGACAUCUCGUACGAGGGAUUUUCUAUUUACGGACGCGUGCUGUGCCUCGUUGUCAAGCGCCGCGACGGUAACAUCGGCGCCGGCCCCCAACCGGCGGGACGCGGCAGCAGUAACAACAACAGCAGUAGAAACUCCGCUGCGGGCAGCAGCAAUGCGACGAAACCUGGGGGCGGAGGCCAGGCGAUGAUGGAGAACUUCAUUCUUUCGACGCAAGUACCGGCCGGCGCAGAGAUUUCAUGACCAACAAAACGAUGUUCAAUUGCUUCCGAGGGAUUCGCGGCUGUCGCGGUAACAUUUAUGCACGUCACCCCUCCAUUCUUCGGCCACGUGGGCUGUAGGAUUCGGUCGACCACUAUAAUAUCAUGAACGACUUACCCUUCUUCAUGCGCAUGAGCUUACUAAACGCAUACGGGUGCAUGUCACUCUAGAGCAAUUCAUUGGCGCCGGCCGGCAU
Molecule: messenger RNA, 1222 nt
Organism: Hypoxylon trugodes
Lineage: Eukaryota; Fungi; Ascomycota; Sordariomycetes; Xylariales; Hypoxylaceae
Exons: 2
Coding region: 1-1008 (335 amino acids)
Source: RefSeq, a predicted model, not a curated record